GUCAAACGUGACAUCUCGUCUGAUUCAUCGCAUCUUGAAAUACCAUAAAGUUUUGUUUGUUUGUUUAUUUCUCCAUCUAGGCUAGAUCACCAUAUAUAAAUAGUGUGAAAUUUGUAGAAAUGUUUUCGGAUGAUCAACAGACUAUUUCUUUUGCUGAUGGUAGCAAAUACUAUCUCAAACCAGUCUUGGGGGCCUCUCCCAUUGAUUUAUUCAUGAAAAGCUGUGAUGUUUUCAAGGGAAAGUCGGUCGACGAAAAAGAUGUUGUUAUAACAAUUUGGAAAAUUGAUCUUCGAUCGUUACAUGACAAAUGUCUAAUAAGCUGUGACAUCAGAGGGUGUAAACUUAAUCAUGAUGCUGAAGAAAUUAUGGAAGAAUUCCAAAGACGUGUCAAAUUCCUCAUAGAAAAGGUUCAACAUGUCAAUUUGAUACCGUACACAAAUGUGGACUGCAACAUUUCGGAUGGAUAUUUUAAUGUGAAUUUAGUUCAGGAAUGUGUUGAAGGUGUAAGCAUAAAAAAGUUAUUCGAACAAGGCGUGGUGCCGAGUCUUCCACAAAUGGCCGAAAGCGUUUUAAAAGCAAUUUCACAUUUGCAUAGCAUGGAUCCCAAACUCAAACAUAGUCGUAUUGAUGAGUGUUCCGUAUUUUUGGAUAAAUCGGGAGUUUAUCGAGCUGCCGAUUUCCAUUUAAUACCAUAUUUGAUGUAUUUAAAAGGUGCGGGAUUACAUCCAGCAGCAGCAGAUGAUUUGAAUGCCCUUGGAUUUCUAAUGGAAUAUGGGAAUAUAAAGACUCAGCGCUUGAUGAAAGAUUUCAUCUAUAAAUGUUGCUCAGAAAAAAAGCAAUCGUGUUGGGAUUUAUUGUCACAUGAAUAUUUAACAAACGUACAUUCUGUUAAAUUUAAUCCAAUCUAUGACGGACCCUUUCUAAAGCAUUUCGACAUUGAAGGCUCAUUGGGCAGUGGAUCAUUCGGAAAUGUUAUCAAAGCAAAACACUCGAACGGUCAAGAUUCAUAUGCGUUGAAAUUGGUGGAAAUUCCAAAGGGAAGUGAAAUAAAAUGCGGAAAAGUGAAACGAGAAGUCGAACUCAUUUCACAGCUCAAUCAUGAAAAUGUUAUAAAAUAUGUACGGAGCUGGGAGCAAGAAGUCGAUUUAGCUGAAUUGGGAAUUAUUGAUGAGGAAUCUGAAUACUCUUACACACCUGAGCUAACAAACGAAUCGGACUCAUCGAUUAUUUCGAAUUUACCGCUCAAGAAUAUGAUGAUCAUUCAAAUGGAACUCUGUGACAUGACUCUCCGGGAUGCAAUGAAAACUUGCCAUACUGCAAGGAAACGAAUACCUCAACAGUGGUUUAUUGACAUUGCUCAAGGUUUAGCUUAUCUCCAUUAUAACGAAAUCAUUCAUCGCGAUCUAAACCCAAAGAAUAUUCUAUUAGACUCUUCCGGACGCGUGAAAAUCGCCGAUUUUGGUUUAGCCACCACAAUUGAGUUGGUAUUCAAACAGAAGCAAAAAAUAACCACGAUCACCAGUAGCAGCAAUGAUAAUAGCUCACAUACCGGACAUGUGGGCACAUCAUAUUAUGUAGCACCUGAGUUGAAGGCAAAAACUGCUUCAAAAUCAAACUAUGGGACAAAAUCGGACAUCUACUCGCUCGGAAUGAUCUAUUUUGAGUUGAAACAUCCACCUUUCGGCACAGAUUCAGAACGACAUCAUGUUUUGACUGACGCUGGAAGUAAUGAAUUUCCAGAUUUCAUGCGAAAUCCAGAAAACAUUUCCAUAGCACGUAUUAUCAGAGAAAUGCUAGACCCUGAUCCACAGAAGCGGCCGACUGCAAGCAAAGCUCAAUGGGAUUUGAAUAUGCUAUACUAUCUUACUCACCUAGAGGAUUUAUUAUAAUAAGUUGACGAUUGCCAUGCAUCUUUUUUCGAAGAUUUUUUUAACGAAAAAAAAAAUGAAGGAAAAAUCGUGAUUUUGAAAGAAAUUCAGAAUUUAAAAUAAAUGAACAGUAUCAGUUUCGUGUAUGAAA
Sitodiplosis mosellana (orange wheat blossom midge) is the source of this 2019-nucleotide messenger RNA. RefSeq names its product eIF-2-alpha kinase GCN2-like. The record is from RefSeq and is a predicted model, not a curated record. Gene Ontology annotation, molecular function: protein kinase activity; ATP binding. Lineage: Eukaryota; Metazoa; Arthropoda; Insecta; Diptera; Cecidomyiidae. The transcript has 5 exons. Bases 120 to 1889 code for a protein of 589 amino acids. Gene Ontology annotation, biological process: protein phosphorylation.